This is a messenger RNA of Rotaria socialis, 2358 nucleotides long. Lineage: Eukaryota; Metazoa; Rotifera; Eurotatoria; Philodinida; Philodinidae. The record is from the annotation of a GenBank genome assembly.
AUGUCAACAAUGUCGGACGAUCAGCAAUCGAGCAAUCAUUUAACUGGCUUUGAUAUAACUUCACUGGUUAUUUAUUUGAUAUUGUUAAUUGGGACUGGAUUUUAUUCAAUGUUUAAAUAUAAUCGUUCGACAGUGAAAGGAUACUUUUUGGCUAAUCGGCAAAUGCCAUGGAUAUGUAUAGGCUCAAGUUUAUUUGCAUCGAACAUUGGUGCAGAACAUUUUAUUGGCUUAGCAAGUUCAGGUGCAGCAAAAGGUAUUAGUGUUGGAGCGUUUGAAUUAAACUCUAUUGCAGUGAUUCAAUUACUGGGUUGGGUGUUUUUACCGGUUUUUAUAGCAACUGGUGUAUCGACAUUGCCCGAGUAUAUGAGUAAACGAUUUGGUGGACAGCGCAUACGUGUAUAUAUAGCAUGUCUUUAUCUUCUACUCUAUAUAUUAACAAAAAUAAGUGUGAAUAUCUAUGCGGCAUCAUUAUUUAUCAAUUAUGCUUUUCAUUGGAAUCUUUAUCUAAGCGUUUUAUUUGUUCUGAUGUUAACUGCUGUGUGUACUGUUUCGGGUGGUUUAGCAAGUGUUAUGUAUACAGAUACAAUACAAGCUGUUAUAAUGAUUAUCGGAGGAUUUUCUUUAAUGGUUUUGUCAUAUACGAAGAUAGGUGGUUUGUCAAAUCUUUAUCGAGAAUAUUUAACAGCUAUGCCAUCACCGAUUAUUGAUCAACAGUAUGAAAACAUAACAAAUGUAUGGUUAAAUCAAACAGCUGCAUCGAUAACAUGUGGGAAACCAUCGAUGAAAUCCUUUCAAAUGUUAAGAUCUUUAUCUGAUCCUGAUAUGCCAUGGCUAGGAUUUUUUCUUGGACAUACACCAAAUACAAUAUGGUAUUGGUGUUCAGAUCAAAUGAUGGUUCAACGAGUAUUAGCUGCUAAAACGAUUUCCCAUGCACGUGGUGGCACUUUAUUAGCUGGCUAUUUAAAAAUUUUACCAUUAUUUAUGAUAAUUAUUCCUGGUAUGAUAAGUCGAACAUUAUAUCCGGACAUUGUUGCAUGUAAUCAACCGUCGACUUGUGAAGCUAUAUGUCAUAGUAAACGAAGUUGUACUAAUAUUGCCUAUCCAACAUUAAUAUUAAAAAUUUUACCAAAUGGUUUCAAAGGUAUUAUGCUUGCAGUUAUGCUUGCUGCAUUAAUAUCAGGUUUAACAUCAAUAUUUAAUUCAGCAAGUACGAUUUUUACUGUUGAUCUUUAUCCCAAUAUAUUGUCCUAUCGUCGAAAUAAAAUAACAAACCGAGAAUCGAUGAUUGUCGGUCGUCUAUUUGUUAUUAUUAUGACUGCAUUCGGCAUUGCAUGGAUACCCAUCGUUAUACAGAUGCAAGGUUCAGAACUAUAUAUUUAUAUGCAACAAGUUAUCGGAUUUUUAGCACCGCCGAUAGCCUGCAUUUAUUUAUUGUCAGUUUUAUGGACACGUGCCAACGAACGUGGUGCGUUUGCUGGUUUAAUGAUCGGUUUUGUAUUUGGCCUAGUACGAAUGGUACUUGAGUUUUCGCAGCAGCCUCCAUUGUGCGGUGAAAAAGAUACAAGAUUUUGGUUGGUUCGAAAAGUUCAUUUUAUGUAUUACGCAUUAUUUUUAUUUUGGUUAACAUUUUUUACUUGUGUUAUUGUUUCAUUAUUAACGGAACCACCGACAAAAGAGCAAUUGAACCAAACAACAUUUUGGACAAGAAAUUCCGAUAAUAUGGAACUUAUCAGAAUGAAGCAUGAAAGAAAUAAUGGAGCUUCAAUUUUAAGUCGAUCACUUCAUUGCAAUGAAGUCGCUUCAUCAUCACCAAUCAAUCAUGCUGUUGUACAUACUGUUGCUGAACACACACAGCCUGAAAUCUUUCUUCCACCAUCAUCACCACUUGGUCCAGGAACCUUACUUAUGAGUCGUGAUGGCGAUGAUGACGUUACUAGUGUUCAUAUUAACACAGCACGAACAAGUACAACUGAAAUUGAAUUUAAAAACAUAAAAACAUUUUCGAAUCAUUCAGUAUCAAUUCCAGAUAAUUCCAAUGAUCCAAACAAUGGAAAAACAGGUUGUGAUAUGUUAGUUCUUUUAAAAUCAUGUUGGUCAUGGUUCUGUGGCUUGGAUGACACAAGCGCUACUGCCGAUCAAGAUGAAUUAUCGGCUAUCAACACAUCUUAUCAUUGUCUACAACGAAAACCAGAAAAUAGUGAUACGAACGAAGCACGUGCUUCGAUGUUACAGCAUAUGGAAGAACGGCCAAUUAUAAAAUGGAUAUUAAAUGGAAAUUUAGUAUUUGUUAUUCUUGUUGAAAUAGCUUUAUUUGUUGUGUUUUCGUUACCUGCAAAGUAUACAUUCUUACGUGAUUAA